AUGGCGGACUCGGAACUGCGGCAGCGCAAGCCGCAACACGCCGCUGCGGAAGACCCCAUCGAGCCGGCCAGGAGGAAGAAGACGGCCCAGCAGCUGGUCGACGAGGAGGAAAAGUACACGUACUGGGUCGACGCCCUGCGCGUCAUCAGCUUCCUAUUCCUGGCGUCGUGCGCGCUGAGCUACUGGAUCAGCAACGGCGAGAGCUUCUUCUGGGGCCAGAAGCACAAGCCCAACUACAUGAGGGUGGACUGGUGGAAGGCCAAAUGGAACGGCCCCCUCUACCUCACCCCCGAGCAGCUCUCCGCCUACGACGGCAGCGACCCCUCCAAGCCCGUCUACAUCGCCAUCAACGGCACCAUCUUCGACGUCUCCGCCGGCCGCCACAUCUACGGGCCCGGCGGCUCCUACCACUACUUCGCCGGCUGCGACGCCGCGCGCGCCUUCGUCACGGGCUGCUUCGCCGAGGACCGCACCCCCGACAUGCGCGGCGUCGAGGACAUGUUCCUGCCCCUCGACGACCCCGAGACGGACGCCCAGUGGACCGCCGCCGAGAUGGAGGCGCUCAAGGCCAGGGAGCGCGCCGCCGCGCGGAAGCAGGUGCACGACGCGCUGCGCCACUGGGUCAACUUCUUUGGCAACAGCAAGAAGUACCAUCGGGUUGGCUUUGUCAAGAGGGACGACGGGUGGCUGGAGAGGGAGCCGAGGAGGGAGCUUUGUGCGGCGGCGCAGCAGGGACGGUCGAAGAGGAAGCCCAGGCAUGGGGGGGAGGACAAGUAG
Messenger RNA from Trichoderma citrinoviride, 777 nucleotides. RefSeq names its product cytochrome b5. The coding region runs from base 1 to 777 and encodes 258 amino acids. Gene Ontology annotation, cellular component: membrane; endomembrane system. The transcript has 2 exons. The record is from RefSeq and is a predicted model, not a curated record. Lineage: Eukaryota; Fungi; Ascomycota; Sordariomycetes; Hypocreales; Hypocreaceae.